CUCAGACCGGCGCGUAGGCUCCCGAGACAUACGAGAAUAGGUGGACCGACCUUGAUAGCGGUCAGAAAGUCACAUCCGCAGGCGGCGGAGAGAGGGCGAAAUGAAUGAGGACGAGACAGAAAUACACUGCCAGGCGACAUGUUUCCAAUGUUUUGAUCCAGCCUAUAAUUUACACCUUGCCUCCUACCUCCACCGUUCUUUUGACCUCCCAUCCCCCGCGUAAAAUCAUGAACGCGAACCUCGGCCCCAGCCUCUUCUCCAAUGCUGCGCCUAGCGAGCCAGCGGCUCCGGUCCCUCUCGGUAUCGAGAGCAUGUUCCAGCAGAUCAUGCAGGCCGUUCAGAAGUCGAACGCAGAGAUCUCGGACCUCAAGAAUGAGUGCGCUGAGCUCCGUCUCGCGAACGCGAGCCUGGAGCGCCAGAUUCGGGAGGGGCAGAAUGGACAGUCCCAUACACCGGGGACUCUUACGCCUCGUCGCUCUAGCCCUCAGCUGCGCCCCAAGUCGCCAUUCCUUUCUGCCAGCGCGAUCCCCCCGACGAGCGUCCCCCCACUCCCUACUUCCCUCGCGUAUCACCCUUCGCCUCUGGGCGAUAAUGGGCUCUCCGCCUACCCGUUAGACGCGCGCGAUAUCCCCGGGUUCUAUGUUGUUAUCCCCGCAGGUGGCGCGGGUACUCGUCUCUGGCCUCUCAGUCGCGAGAACCACCCCAAGUUCCUUCUCGACUUGACUCUUUCUGGUCGUUCCCUCAUCCAGGCGACCUGGGACCGUCUCAUUCCUCUCGCCUCGCCCGAGCGCACCACGGUCGUCGCCGGACCCGCCCAUGUUAGCGCCAUCUCGAGCCAGCUGCCCGACCUCAAGCCGGAGAACGUAUUCUGCGAGCCCUCCGCGAAGGACUCUAUGGCUGCCAUCGGCCUUGCUGCGGCUGUGCUCGCAAAACGCGACCCGGACGCGGUGAUCGGGUCCUUCGCUGCGGACCACAUGAUCUCGGGCGACGACGCAUUCCUCGCAGCUGUUGCAGAGGCGGUCCAGGUCGCAAAGCGCGAUUACCUUGUUACAAUUGGUAUCGCGCCCGUCGCGCCCUCCACCGGUUUCGGCUAUAUUCGCCUGGGAGACCGCCUGGAGUUCAACAACGCGCCGAACGCACGUUUGGUCAAGGACUUCAAGGAGAAGCCAGAUGCUCGCACCGCCGCUGCGUACCUCGCCACUGGUAACUACCGCUGGAACGCGGGUAUGUUCGUGACAAAGGCGUCCUUCCUCAUGCAGCUCGUUCGCGAGCACAAGCCCACUAUGGCAGCUAGCCUCGAGAAGAUUGCCGAGGUCUGGGACGAGCCCAGCAAGCGUGACUCUGUCCUCUCCGAGAUCUGGCCGACGCUCGAGAAGAUCCCCAUUGACAAUGCCAUCGCGGAGCCGGCGGCGCGGGAGGGCAAGGUCGCGGUCGUGCCUGCCACGUUCGGUUGGGACGAUGUCGGUGACUUCUCAUCUGUUGCGGACCGUCUGCCGUCCGAGUACAACCAGCCUCGCAUUCUUGGUGAUGGCCACCUCGUCGUCACUGAGCAGGUUGCUGGCGGUAUCAUCGUCCCCGGCUCAGGCCGUCUCGUUACUUGCCUCGGCGUCGACGACCUUGUCAUUGUCGACAUGCCCGACGCACUGCUCGUCACCACCCGUGCUCGCUCUCAGGAGGUCAAGAACAUCGUCAAGAAGACGAAGAGCGCCGGCUGGAACCAGCUUCUGUAACCCAUGUUAUUGAAGAGCAUCGUCACUGGAAGUAUAUCGCUACGGGAAGUAUAUCGUUGCGUGAAGUACAUACCUAGGUAAUAGGCGUCGACGCACUGGACGCGGCGCUCGUCUUGCGGCGCGCGGCUCGCCGCUUGGACAAAGAUAAUCCCCCGACUCUCCUUCAUACCCUCGUUCGUCUGCUGCGAAUCUAUCUAUCGUAUCGUUUCCUCCCCUCGUUGUCUGUCCAACUACCAACAAAGAUGUACACAUAAUGGGUGUUUACAUUAAUACUACCUCGGGAUCGUGGAAUAUACGCGGGUUCGAAAUCAUUGUGGCG
This is a messenger RNA of Schizophyllum commune H4-8, 2049 nucleotides long. RefSeq names its product nucleotide-diphospho-sugar transferase. The coding region runs from base 105 to 1730 and encodes 541 amino acids. NCBI's taxonomy places the organism in Eukaryota, Fungi, Basidiomycota, Agaricomycetes, Agaricales, Schizophyllaceae. Gene Ontology annotation, molecular function: mannose-1-phosphate guanylyltransferase (GTP) activity. Gene Ontology annotation, biological process: polysaccharide metabolic process; GDP-mannose biosynthetic process. The transcript has 7 exons. The record is from RefSeq and is a predicted model, not a curated record.